ACUCCUCAUUCACGCCUCUUGCCAUACCAAUUCGUCUCGCCAUGUUCGCCAGACAGGUUUUCCGCCCGGCCAGGACGCUGCACCAGCAAGUCCGCCGAUAUGCAUCCGAGGCGCCCAAGAGCGGCGGCAACAAUGGUGUUCUUUACACAGGAAUUGGUGCUGCUGGUCUUGCAGGUGCAUACCUGUUCUUGAGGGGUGGUGAUUCACCAUCUGGGCAGAAGGGCAAUGCACCUCCGUCAGAGGAGGCCAACAAGAUCCCUUCUUCAACCGGUGGCCCUGCUAAGAAGGCUUUCACCGGAGGUGACCAAGGCUUCCUGUCGCUUGUAUUGGACAAGUCUGAAAUUGUCAACCACAACACCAAGAAGCUUACCUUCAAGCUGCCUGAGGAGGACAUGGAGAGCGGUCUGCCUGUAGCUUCUGCCGUUAUCACCAAGUACAAGGGUCCCGAAAUGCAGAAGCCCGUCAUUCGACCGUACACUCCCAUCAGCGACGUAGACCAGAAGGGUACAGUGGAUUUCAUCAUCAAGGCUUACCCGAACGGACCUAUGUCGGAGCACAUGCACAGCAUGGAGCCUGGCCAGCGACUGGAUAUCAAGGGACCCAUUCCAAAAUUCCAAUGGUCACCCAACAAGUUUGAGCACAUUGCGCUGAUUGCUGGUGGAACUGGUAUCACUCCCAUGUGGCAGACAGCACGCGCCAUUUUCCGCAACCCCGAGGACAAGACCAAGGUGACGCUCGUAUACGGCAAUGUGACUGAAGAGGACAUUCUGCUCAAGCGCGAGUUUGAAGAGCUGGAGAACACUUACCCCCAGCGAUUCCGGGCAUUUUACGUCUUGGACAACCCACCAGAGUCGUGGCAAGGCGGCAAGGGAUACAUCACCAAGGAGCUUCUCAAGACUGUGCUUCCUGAGCCAAAGGAGGGAGAGAAGAUUAAGCUGUUUGUUUGCGGACCCCCCGGCAUGUACAAGGCCAUCAGCGGUGGCAAGAAGAGCCCGUCUGACCAAGGCGAGCUUGACGGCUACCUGAAGGAGCUUGGCUACAGCAAGGACCAGGUGUACAAGUUUUAGAAGCGUGUAUACAUACAUACAUACAUAUAUAUAUAUAUAUAUAUGCAUGGCAUGGGGCAUAACGGGGUUUACUUGACUGCAGAUCCGGGGGUCGGGGAUCAGAGCAGAGCAAGCACAGCUGUGUCUAUUGUGGGCCGCUAUUUGUGCCAGCCAAAAGAUGCAGAGUGUUUUGCAGCACAUGGAGGCCACCUUUGCACGUCAGAAGCGUAUAGAUUCUAUCUUGAGACUUGAAAGAUAUCCUAGCAUGUUAAUACACCGAUUUCAU
Bipolaris maydis ATCC 48331 is the source of this 1332-nucleotide messenger RNA. RefSeq lists its product as uncharacterized. Gene Ontology annotation, biological process: ergosterol biosynthetic process. The record is from RefSeq and is a predicted model, not a curated record. NCBI's taxonomy places the organism in Eukaryota, Fungi, Ascomycota, Dothideomycetes, Pleosporales, Pleosporaceae. Gene Ontology annotation, molecular function: cytochrome-b5 reductase activity, acting on NAD(P)H.